This is a messenger RNA of Myxozyma melibiosi, 556 nucleotides long. RefSeq names its product 60S ribosomal protein L23. Gene Ontology annotation, cellular component: ribosome; cytosolic large ribosomal subunit. The record is from RefSeq and is a predicted model, not a curated record. The transcript is spliced from 5 exons. NCBI's taxonomy places the organism in Eukaryota, Fungi, Ascomycota, Lipomycetes, Lipomycetales, Lipomycetaceae. Gene Ontology annotation, biological process: translation. Gene Ontology annotation, molecular function: structural constituent of ribosome; large ribosomal subunit rRNA binding. The coding region runs from base 69 to 476 and encodes 135 amino acids.
UGGAGGUCGAGUUGAGCAAAGCCCAAUCUUGACAUUUUGACCUUACAGAAUCAACAUCCUAAAUCAAAAUGUCUGGAGCCGCUGGUCAAAAGUACAGAGUCUCGCUCGGUCUGCCCGUCGGAGCGAUUCUUAACUGCGCCGAUAACUCGGGUGCGCGAAACCUCUACAUCAUCUCCGUCAAGGGAGUCGGUGCCCGAUUGAACCGUCUUCCCGCCGGUGGUGUCGGUGACAUGGUUAUGGCCACCGUCAAGAAGGGAAAGCCUGAGCUCCGUAAGAAGGUCAUGCCUGCCGUCAUCAUCCGUCAGUCCAAGCCCUGGAGAAGAAAAGAUGGUGUCUACCUUUACUUCGAGGACAACGCUGGUGUCAUUGUCAACCCCAAGGGUGAGAUGAAGGGAUCUGCCAUCACUGGUCCCGUCGGAAAGGAGUGCGCUGAUUUGUGGCCCCGUAUUGCCAGCAACUCUGGUGUCGUCGUGUAAAAUAUUGUAAUGUCAUGUUUUGCUGGGUUGGUGCAUCUACACUUUCAAAAAAAUAAAAUUUCCUGAAAUAAUCAUACAAU